Molecule: messenger RNA, 3680 nt
Organism: Carlito syrichta (Philippine tarsier)
Lineage: Eukaryota; Metazoa; Chordata; Mammalia; Primates; Tarsiidae
Gene: ODF2
Product: outer dense fiber of sperm tails 2
Exons: 23
Coding region: 582-2999 (805 amino acids)
Biological process (GO): regulation of cilium assembly
Cellular component (GO): centrosome
Source: RefSeq, a predicted model, not a curated record
GAGCUGGACUGCAUCCGCCGCGGCGUCUCCAUGGCACGACCCUGGCCUCCGACUUCAACGACUUCAUAAGGAGGCGGUUCUGGGCGCAGCCGUGUCGCUCCUGGACAGUUGCUGUGCGACUUGGACAGUAGAGGAACGCCUCCCAAGUUUUCAUCCAACUGCCACCCCCAAAGCUUCCACCCUCCUCCCCUCAGAGAGGACGUUUGGUGCCUGGCCCCUGAGAUUCUCAUUGACACGCCCCUCUGGGUCCCCCUGAGCAGAGCCUGCUGACCCAAUAGCCCACUCUUGCGGCUUUGAUGCCUAGCCAUGUCUGCCUCAUCCUCAGGCGGCUCCCCCAGGUUUCCAUCGUGUGGGAAGAACGGAGUCACGAGUCUCACGCAGAAAAAAGGUCUUGAGAACACCUUGUGGCGUACCCAGCGUAACUCUGACGUCGAGAUUCCUGUGUAGAAGAAUCUACCUGCUUUCCAGCUGUGCAACACUCCAUCCAAGGAGGAGCUAAGCAUUCCAGCAGGCUUGGAAGUGCAGUCAGCUCUAGGAUCCUGGGCCUGGCUUUGGGCUCUUUUGCAGAGCUGAAGUGAACCAUGAAGGACCGCUCUUCAACUCCCCCCUUACAUGUUCACGUGGAUGAGAACACCCCUGUCCACGUCCACAUAAAAAAACUCUCGAAACCAUCAGCGACCAGCAGCCAGAAAUCUCACAAGCGAGGAAUGAAAGGGGACACCGUGAAUGUGCGGCGGAGUGUCCGGGUCAAAACCAAGACUCCACCUCACUGCUUGGAGAUUACACCUCCAUCUUCAGAAAAGCUGGUCUCGGUGAUGCGAUUAAGUGACCUCUCUACAGAAGAUGACGACUCGGCUCACUGUAAAAUGAACUGCUACGAUAAGAAGAUUGACAGUCUAAUGAACGCGGUUGGUUGUCUCAAGUCUGAGGUCAAGAUGCAGAAGGGGGAGCGCCAGAUGGCCAAGAGGUUCCUGGAGGAGCGGAAGGAGGAGCUGGAAGAGGUGGCCCACGAACUAGCCGAGACGGAGCACGAGAACACAGUGCUUAGGCACAACAUUGAGCGCAUCAAGGAGGAGAAGGAUUUUACCAUGCUUCAGAAGAAACACCUGCAGCAGGAGAAGGAGUGCCUUAUGUCCAAGCUGGUGGAGGCUGAAAUGGAUGGGGCUGCAGCUGCCAAGCAAGUCAUGGCCUUGAAGGACACCAUCGGGAAGCUGAAAACAGAGAAACAAAUGACCUGCACGGACAUCAACACCCUAACGAGGCAGAAGGAACUUCUCCUGCAGAAGCUGAGCACAUUUGAGGAGACUAACCGCACCCUCCGAGACCUGCUGAGGGAACAGCACUGCAAAGAGGAUUCCGAAAGACUAAUGGAGCAACAAGGAGCCCUGCUGAAACGGCUGGCGGAGGCCGACUCAGAGAAAGCGCGCCUGCUGUUACUGCUGCAAGACAAGGACAAGGAGGUGGAAGAGCUCCUCCAGGAGAUACAGUGUGAGAAGGCUCAAGCAAAGACCGCAUCUGAACUUUCUAAGUCUAUGGAGUCCAUGCGUGGGCAUUUGCAGGCUCAGCUUCGGUGCAAAGAGGCUGAGAAUAGUCGCCUGUGCAUGCAGAUCAAGAACCUGGAACGAAGUGGAAACCAGCACAAGGCAGAAGUGGAGGCCAUCAUGGAACAGCUGAAGGAACUGAAGCAGAAGGGAGACCGAGACAAAGAGUCCUUGAAGAAGGCCAUCCGCGCCCAGAAGGAGCGAGCCGAGAAGAGUGAGGAGUAUGCCGAGCAGCUGCAUGCGCAACUUGCUGACAAGGAUCUUUAUGUUGCUGAAGCUUUGUCUACUCUGGAGUCAUGGAGGAGUCGCUACAACCAAGUUGUAAAAGACAAGGGAGAUCUCGAGCUGGAGAUUAUUGUCCUGAACGACCGAGUGACAGAUCUUGUCAACCAACAACAAACUUUGGAGGAGAAGAUGCGGGAAGACCGGGACAGCCUGGUGGAGAGGCUUCACCGCCAGACUGCUGAGUAUUCCGCGUUCAAGCUAGAGAAUGAGAGGCUAAAGGCUAGCUUCGCCCCCAUGGAGGACAAGCUCAACCAGGCACACCUCGAGGUCCAGCAGCUGAAGGCGUCAGUGAAGAACUAUGAGGGCAUGAUCGACAACUAUAAGAGUCAGGUGAUGAAGACCAGAUUGGAGGCUGAUGAAGUGGCCGCCCAGCUAGAACGUUGUGAUAAAGAGAACAAGAUCCUGAAGGAUGAGAUGAACAAAGAGAUCGAGGCGGCACGGCGGCAGUUCCAGUCCCAGCUGGCUGACCUGCAGCAGCUCCCAGACAUCCUCAAGAUCACAGAGGCGAAGCUGGCUGAAUGCCAGGACCAGCUGCAGGGCUAUGAGAGGAAGAAUAUCGACCUCACGGCCAUCAUCUCAGACCUGCGCAGCCGGAUCGAACACCAGGGGGACAAGCUGGAGAUGGCGAGAGAGAAACAUCAGGCCUCCCAGAAGGAAAAUAAACAGCUGAGUCUGAAGGUGGAUGAACUGGAGAGGAAACUGGAGGCAACCAGUGCCCAGAAUAUCGAGUUCCUACAGGUGAUUGCCAAGCGGGAGGAGGCAAUCCACCAGUCCCAGCUGCGGCUAGAGGAGAAGACUCGGGAAUGUGGGGCCCUGGCUCGGCAGUUGGAGAGUGCCAUUGAAGAUACCAGGAGGCAGGUGGAACAGACCAAGGAGCACGCGGUCUCCAAGGAGCGAGCGGCCCAGAGCAAAAUCCUGGAUCUUGAGACUCAGCUAAGCAGAACUAAAACUGAACUUAGCCAACUGCGGCGGAGCCGGGAUGAUGCUGACCGUCGCUACCACAGCCGGCUGCAGGACCUGAAGGACCGCCUGGAGCAAUCGGAGAGCACCAACCGCAGCAUGCAGAACUACGUCCAGUUCCUCAAGUCGUCCUAUGCCAACGUGUUUGGGGACGGGCCUUUCACCAACUUUCUGACCAGCUCUCCCAUCCGCUCUCGCUCUCCUCCUGCCUAAGGCCACUUGUCUAGGGCCUGGAGCCCUGAUUGAUGCCAUGGGAACCAAGGAGUUGCCAAGCUGUGGCUGGAGAGCCUACUGGUUUUCCUCUCUCUUCCAGGGGUGAAGUGUGUUCAGGGUCUUGUCCUUAGCAGCUACAGCUUACCAGAACAGUCCGUCAGCAGCGGUAGAAGCAGGAAGCACUUGGUUCUCUGUUUCCUGAUGGAACCACCUAAUGGAAGUCCUUCAGAUUACCUUGACAGGCCUUAAAUUUACUGCUGCACUCGGGUACCAGCUUUUGACUUUCCAUGAUUUUGCUCCUUCCUUUCCCAGGAGGACAUUUGGACUGGACUUCUUCCACCCUUAAAGCCCUCACCUUUUCUGGGAGUCUCUCUCUGGGCUUCCUCUGCCUGGACCAGCAGGACCACCUCCUGGGCUGUGAGCAUCGUCACUUGCUUUUUUUCUGAUUUCACAGGUGCUGUUUUCCCAAGCUCAGUGCAAAUCUCUCCCGCCUCAGUUUCCUCAAGGCCACUUGCCCCCAAACACUUCCCAAUAGAUCCUUAAGGGCUUGUGUCUAGUUUGGCCCUUAUCGAGUCUAAUCCCAGUGGCACUGAUUUUUGUUUCUCCCUGGUUUGGAUCUCUAGAAUGCAUUUAUUCUUGAAAUAUUUGUGUGGUUUUACAAAAAGCUUUUAUAAUCUGUUA